GAUCUAUUUCACCUUGUUUAAGUUUAAUAAAACAGAUUAGUCUAGAUCUGUAUAGCUAAAUUAUGUCUCCUCAGUCUGUGAAACAGUCUUGGUCAGUCUAUAUGGCUUUUCAGAAGUUCUACAGACUAAAUCUAAACAGUUUGAAAAGAAUAUCUUUGGCAAGAUGUUCAGUCACAUCGUUAUCUGUCAGAUGCUUCAGCCAGUCUAGCGUCUCAGCACCUGCUUAUGAUGUGAUUGUGGUCGGUGGAGGACAUGCUGGAACUGAAGCAGCUUGUGCUGCUGCAAGGAUGGGAGCUAAAACACUUCUCGUCACUCAUAAGCUGGAGACAAUUGGUGAAAUGUCUUGCAAUCCAUCAUUUGGAGGAAUCGGCAAAGGUCAUUUGAUGAAAGAAAUCGAUGCACUUGGGGGCGUUUGUGGCAGGAUUUGUGACAUUUCAGGGGUCCAGUAUAAAAUGCUAAACAAGAAGAAAGGUCCAGCAGUUUGGGGCCCUAGGGCACAGAUUGACAGAAAACUUUACAAGCACAACAUUCAAGCUGAAGUUUUCUCCACCCCCAAUUUGACUGUCAAGGCUGCAGCAGUUGAAGAUCUCAUCACUUGUGGUGUUCCAUCCAUUUUUGAUCAUGGGACCUUAUUAGGUUGCCGGGGUGUUGUGCUAGGUACAGGGGAAGCAAUUACUUCGAAAACUGUCAUUUUGACCAAUGGGACAUUUCUCAGGGGCUCCAUUAACAUUGGACUGACUUGUCGCCCAGCUGGUAGAAUUGGAGACGAGCCUGCUAUCGGGUUGGCUCAGACCAUUGAGAAGGCUGGCUUCACAAUGGGCAGACUGAAAACUGGAACACCUCCAAGAAUUGACAAACGAACAAUAGACUUCAGUAAGACUGAAAUGAAGAAAGGUGACGAUGUCCCAGUACCAUUUUCUUUUAUGAAUCAUUCAGUUUGGAUCAAGCCGGAGGACCAGGUUCCAUGUCACAUGACAUACACAACAGAAGCCGUGGCAGAAAUUGUCAGAUCUAGUCUUCAUCUGAACCGACAUGUGCAGGAGGAAAUCAAUGGGCCAAGGUACUGUCCAUCUAUUGAGUCAAAAAUAUUGAGAUUUAAUAGGAAAUCACACCAGAUCUGGUUGGAACCAGAAGGACUGGACUCUGAUGUCAUUUACCCUCAAGGAAUGUCAUGUACCAUGCCAGAGGAGUUUCAGGUGGCAUUAAUGAGGUCAAUACCUGGACUGGAGAACUGCAAGCUGGUUAGAGCAGGCUAUGGUGUUGAGUAUGACUACAUGGACCCUAGACAACUGAAGCCAACCCUUGAAACACAUCGUAUAGCAGACCUUUACUUUGCUGGCCAGAUCAAUGGGACCACAGGCUAUGAAGAGGCUGCAUCUCAGGGUAUUGUUGCUGGAAUCAAUGCUGCCUGUAGGGUCCAAGAUAAACCUGCACUUAUUGUCAACAGGACUGAUGGGUAUAUUGGAGUGUUGAUAGAUGAUCUGACCACGCACGGGACAUCAGAGCCUUACCGAAUGUUUACCAGCAGGGCAGAGUUCAGGCUGUCUCUGAGACCAGACAAUGCUGAUAUUCGUUUAACACCCAAAGGAUACGCCCUUGGCUGCGUCAGUGAAGAAAGAUAUGCCAAAGCUAUGAAGAUGAAGAAGAACAUUGCAGAUAAUAUGGAAUUGUUUUACAGUGUCAAAAAACCAUGCCAGAGGUGGCGAGACAUGCUGGGUUUGUCAGGGGUAGAGAACUCCAGUUUGAUGAGUGCAAGAGAUAUUUUAUGUAACCCAAUGGUUAGUAUUCAAGAUGUGGCGGAGAAAAUUCCAGAGUUUCAUCAUCUGAAAGAAUGCAGUAAACAGUUAUUGGAGAGGUUGGAAAUUGAAGUUAAGUACAGUGCUGAAAUAGUGGAUCAGAUGAAGGAAAUAGAACAAGUUAGACGGGAUGAACAACUGGUGAUUCCAGACAAUCUGGAUUACUUCAGCCUGAACAUAUCCAGUGAUGCAAAGUCCAAAUUGGCAGCUGCCAGACCAGCUUCAAUUGCAGCCGCCAGUCGCAUUCCUGGUAUGACACCUGCAGCCAUUGUCAUCUUACUCAACCAUGUGAAAUUUCGAAGCCAGCAGCAGGGCAAGUGAGAAAAAAUAGACUUCCGCAAUGUUGUUUGUUUAAAAAUACUCAUGCACAAAUAAAUCUCUCCCCCUUGUUGGGCUAUUACUUCUGAA
Messenger RNA from Biomphalaria glabrata, 2204 nucleotides. Its product is annotated as protein MTO1 homolog, mitochondrial-like. Gene Ontology annotation, molecular function: flavin adenine dinucleotide binding. The transcript is spliced from 18 exons. NCBI's taxonomy places the organism in Eukaryota, Metazoa, Mollusca, Gastropoda, Planorbidae. Gene Ontology annotation, biological process: tRNA wobble uridine modification; tRNA methylation. The record is from RefSeq and is a predicted model, not a curated record. Bases 63 to 2117 code for a protein of 684 amino acids. Gene Ontology annotation, cellular component: cytosol.